Molecule: messenger RNA, 2520 nt
Organism: Dendroctonus ponderosae (mountain pine beetle)
Lineage: Eukaryota; Metazoa; Arthropoda; Insecta; Coleoptera; Curculionidae
Gene: Cog3
Product: conserved oligomeric Golgi complex subunit 3
Biological process (GO): intracellular protein transport; Golgi organization; intra-Golgi vesicle-mediated transport
Cellular component (GO): COG complex; membrane; cis-Golgi network
Source: RefSeq, a predicted model, not a curated record
GAAAAUGAGUCGUCCGGUAGCCGCCAAGUCCCCGGGUGAAGACGCCGUUGAUAAGCAGGUUGUAGACAAUGUGGCCAAGUGGCAUUCAGCCGACGCCCCAUUGGCCCCUUUGACUGAAGUGCAAGUGGACCUGGUGUACGAAUUGGGCGAUAUGGUCGCUUCAAUUUACUACCCCAAAAAGGAGACUUCACAUGGAGUGGCGGCCAAGAAAGAGGAUCACCUGGGGCACAUGCCAGUUGUGAGCAAUAACAGAGAUUUCAUCCGCUGGAUGAUAAAAGUGGAGACCGACAUCCAGCAUGAAAACUUGAAGAACUUCGAACAGUAUUACAAGCGGUUGGAAAAACAUCUGCGGAACUGCGAAACGGUGUCGAAGCAUUCGGAGUACACUGUGGACUCGAUAGGCAACUUGAAGGGAACGUACCAAAAUGUUAUUGAGAAAACCAACUACUUACACAACUUGAGUGAGCAGUUGAUGGUUCAACAGCGAGUUCUCAAGGAGAAGAAGAACGAUAUUAGGUGCAAGCUGAAAUACUUUGUUUAUUUUCCCAAAUGCCAGGAAAUGGUAGACCAACUGGGGCAAGCAAGGGUAAAUACCAACGAAUAUACUGAAGUCUUAAACAAUAUAGAUAAUUCCAUUGAGUAUCUGGAGAAGAAUUCGAAUUUCAAAGAAUCCAAAGUAUAUAGAAUGAAAUACGAAAGCCUACUGGGAACCGCUUUGUCUUGUGUAUACAAUUACGUGUAUCGAAUAGUCAGUGAGACUACCAAGCAGCUUGUUAGCGUGGACGAGUCGCAAACUUCUGCUAAUACAGACUCAGUCUUUUCGCUCUAUUAUGGCAAGUUCCAAAGCGUGUCCAUUAAAGUAAAGCUGAUUUUGGACUACAUUGAAAGCAAGAACGAUCUAAACAGCUACUACAAGAACACGUUAUAUGAUUGCCAAAAGGCAUACUUCACGCAAAGGCUGCCCAUUUUAGAAGUGGCAGUUUCAAAGGCUUUGCUCGACAUCAAGAGCAGGCACAAGAAUGACUAUAGCGUGCUGUUCAGAUCCUGCUGCCUCUUCAUCAUCAAAGUUUGCAUAGAUGAAAGCAAGUGUUACAGCUAUUUCUUCAACAGUGCCUGUCCUCAGUUGCAUGAGUAUCUGGGAUCGCUUUGCCAGCACCUGUAUGAUACAUUAAGGCCCUGCCUGAUUGUGAUCAAUUACAUAGAAAUUCUGUCCGAGUUGUGUGGAAUCUUGAAAAACGAGAUGCUGAGCGAAAAAGUGACUGGGGAAGACCAUCUGAGUAGAUACGUGGAAGUGAUCAGGCAACUUCUGGAGGAUGUAGAAGAGCGAUUGGUCUUCCGGACAAACGUCUUCUUCAAACAUGAUUUAAAUGACUACAGACCGUCACCUGGAGACUUGGCUUAUCCGGAGAAGCUUCAGCAGAUGGAGAACAUUGUGCUGGAGUUGAGAGAAAAACGGCCGGAAUCUAGAUCAUCAGUGGUGUCGCUUGAAUCCCAGGAAGUCGCGCAAAUCAACGCUCCAACCACUGCAACCCACCUAAGAUCCUACACAGGCAAUUCCCCAGCAGAUUUACAUGGGAUGUGGUACCCCACUGUUAAGAGAACCUUAGUUUGUCUUUCGCGGCUCUACUUCUGUUUGGAUAGAGACACCUUCCAAGGCCUAGCUCAAGAGGCUCUGAUAGUGUGCGUUCGGACGGUGCACAAUGCUGCUGAUAUAAUUUCCUCGAGAAAAACCCCUAUAGAUGGCAAUUUGUUCCAAAUCAAACAUCUGCUUAUUAUCAGGGAGCAGAUCGCCCCAUUCCAAGUCGAUUUCACCACUAAGGAACUCACUCUGGAUUUCAGCAAUGUGCAAAAGGCCGCAGUCGAACUGUUGCAUAAACGCAAUCUAAUUUUUUCAUUCAGCAGCAACAAUGCACUGUUGGAGUUCCUGUUGGAGGGAACGCCCAAAGUGAAGGAAUACUUGGUGGAUUCCAGAAAGGAAAUCGAUAAGCAGCUGAAGCUCUGCUGCGAAUCGUUCAUAGCCUAUGUGACGCAGCUGCUUAUAGGGGGCUUGCUAGACUGGAUUGAGAAGGCUGAAAAAAUUUUGAAGAUUAUUCGCGUGGAGAAUACCAUUUCCAAUGAUUUAACAGUCAAAGGGCAAGGAUUUGGGCGGACUGAAAAUGUCGCAGGAUUAAUAAAAGACGCUCAAAAAAACAUGAAAACCAGAAUUCCAGACGUGCAGCGAUCGAUGCAACUGUAUUUGGCAAACCGAGAGACAGAAUUCAUCCUUUUCCGGCCAGUGAAAAAUAGCAUCAUCAACGCUUUUAUGCAGGUUGACCAGAUCCUGCUGAAAGGCGGUUACUCGGCGGACGACCAGCUGCAAAUUGCCUGCCCAUCGCCCGAACAGAUCAACAUUUUGAUUUGUUCUGUAUCAUUGACUAUUGAUCAAGAACCUUUAAACCAUUAAUUAUGCAAAUUUCAGGGUUUUUUUAUUUACUGUGAUGAGUGUAGAUUUGAAACUAAUAAAGUUUAUUCCUGUUUAAA